Triplophysa dalaica is the source of this 1096-nucleotide messenger RNA. RefSeq lists its product as uncharacterized. The transcript is spliced from 5 exons. Gene Ontology annotation, molecular function: guanyl-nucleotide exchange factor activity; protein binding. The record is from RefSeq and is a predicted model, not a curated record. Gene Ontology annotation, biological process: positive regulation of GTPase activity. Gene Ontology annotation, cellular component: cytosol. Bases 230 to 1096 code for a protein of 288 amino acids. Lineage: Eukaryota; Metazoa; Chordata; Actinopteri; Cypriniformes; Nemacheilidae.
CUGAAUCUAAACCAGGGGAGAAAAUGAGCGAGGGAGGGAGUGAGGGCACCCAUCACAAACAAAUAGGCGCGUCUUAAAACAGAAGGACACUUGAGUUACACGGACAACUGAAGGAAAGAAAGGGAGAGAUGGAGUUGUGUGAUAUUUUAGAACACAAACACAGUCGUAAUCCGGGAUGCAAGCAAAGCUGAGAAAGUAAACAGGUCACCACGACCUCGCGUAGUAACAUAUGGACAGGAUGGGAGUCAGUCGUCUGUCGCCCAGCACACAUACGGUACGUGCCGCAAUAGAGGCACUCAGUGUGAGUACAGAACUCGUCGAGGAGGAACUUAAGCCAUAUCUGGACACAGUGCUGACUGUCGCCAUUGAAAGAAAGAAAGGCAUCGCUGAGCAGGUGGCAGACAGUGGGAUUUUGCCUGUGCUGGCGCAGAUUUUAAGAAGACAGAGUAAACUAACCACGCCCACAGUCCGACUGGUGGCUGAACUUGCCAGAUAUCCUCCCGUGAAAGAGCAGUGCUUUGAUACAGGCAUUGUGUCUGCCCUCGUGACCUUACUGCUCAACCAAGACCAGGACCUUCUCCUGCAUGUGAGCCAAGCCAUUGCCAGGAUCUGCUAUGACAGCAACCUGCAGCAGGAGAGAUUCCUGAGGCUCGGAGCUGUUCCCCGUCUGGCAUCGGUUCUUCUCCUGCACAGCGGGAAUGAAGCACUGCGGAGCUCCUGCCUGCUGGCCCUCUGUAAUCUGGCCAACAUGGGUGAGGAGGACGGCUCCAUGCUGGCGUGGGACGAGGGGGCACAUUUCAGCGAGGGGGAGCGCGUGUUCCGUGGCACCUCAAGAUACUCGUUCGGUUUCUCUUCGGCCGUGACGGUGGUCAGGCUGAAACAGACUAACGGCCAUUACUCGGUGACUGUAGAAGUUCUUCAGCGAUGCUCCACGCUGCUGUGGGGCGCCAACAACGGGCGCCAGGCUGGGCACCGGUUACUGAACUUAACCCACCUGGGAAGCUGUCCUAAAUUGUAUAAAGUCAUCAAAUGCUCGGUGAAGAACAUUCCGAGAUACCGAAGUCUGAGGGCGACAGUGUUUCACAGCCUCUUGUGA